This is a messenger RNA of Topomyia yanbarensis, 2306 nucleotides long. RefSeq lists its product as uncharacterized. The record is from RefSeq and is a predicted model, not a curated record. Lineage: Eukaryota; Metazoa; Arthropoda; Insecta; Diptera; Culicidae. The coding region runs from base 612 to 1865 and encodes 417 amino acids. The transcript has 6 exons.
CAGCAACUCAGUUUUCCACCAGAAACAGAGAAACGAACAAGUCGCGAGGAUUCCUGCGUCGAACGGUGCAAGCAGGAGAAAAAGUAAAAGGAAAAGUGCCGGCCUACUUCCUGGCCACUGGUUUCUGUUCUAAUGUCAAUCUAACUAAAUCCUCAUCAGCGAAUUGUUCACGAAUAGGUGAUAAAAAAAGUCAACUGUGAUUGAACGGAUCUACCGACUGCUGAUCAGAAUGCUAGCGAUUAGAUGAAUAGUGAGUGAAGGAAGAAGUGGGUUAAUAAGCUAAACAGCUGCAGUAAUAAUAAUAAUAAUAAUAAUAAUAGUAUUAGAUAGUCAGAGAAAAGUGCCUGGAACAAAGUGAUGGAUUUCCAAAGGAUUAAGUCGAGAAGCCAAACGAAAUAUUGAUCACAAACGGGCAAGUUGGAGCUGAAGCCGAAGAAGGGGGUGUAGACGAGAAAAAUUGCAGUCGGUGGUGGCUUUCCGGCGAAUCCGAAAAAAAGGGCUUCGUGUGGUCUACUUAACCCGAACAGCUGGCCAGAACGUUCGAAAAUUGAUCCAUCGAAAGGGACACCGCCUGCGACCGCAGUAGGACUGCAUCCACCCGACCACCAGUCAUGCAAUUUGGCUGGGCGUACGAUGGGGUCAACGCUUCCGUGCCACGGAAUACCGGACCAGAGUGUGCCGAAUUCCUGACACCGAGCCGAAAGCUGCUGGAAACCGCAAUUCUCCUUCCACUCUGUUUUCUUGCAAUAAAACUAUCCAUCGCUCGGUUGAAGCCGAUCACGUUUCGGCGGAAUACAGCCUCGGUUGGAACCCCGCAGCAUCAGGGUAGUCCGCUAGGGUUUCGAAGUAGUAGCAUUAGUCAUCUAGCCGGUAGCAGCAAUCACAAUCUUCAGCAUCACUAUCAACGAAUCGGAGGUGGUGGCGGAGUGGGGCAUCACCUGGAACCGGAUCAUCGGGAGUUGCUGAUUCAGCAGCACCAUCACCGGCGGUCUUCUUCGGUGGAGUACUGUAGCUGCCACCGAUGCAGCAGCACGGUUCACAAUGCCGCCCUGGAGGGGGAAGCACCCAACUGGGUCAAGCAGAUGCUAUUGAUCACAAUGACACUGACGCUAGGCGUCGAACUAGGCUUUAAAUUCGCAACUAGGACUGUUAUCUACAUUUUAAAUCCUUGCCAUGUAACCACGUUGAUGCAGAUUUAUCUACUAGCUUGUAACAAACCGAGGAAGAGUACAACGGGGUUGUUCCGACUGCAGAUGAACUACCUGAACGGUCCGCUGUUGGCGUUCAUGUUUCCGGAAACGGACAGCCGACAGUUGCCACUUGAGGCGGCUAUUUACUGGAUUCAGCAUGCGCUGAUGUGUAUCAUACCGAUUUAUCUGAUGAGAACUGGAGGAGUUUACAACAUGGAAGCCAUGAGCGACUUCACCUGGAAUAUCAUAGGUUAUGCAAUAUGCAUCAUUUACCAUUUUGCCUUUCUGCAAAUAGUUGCCAUUCCAACGCAAGUCAACCUCAACCACAUGAUCUGCCCGGCGCUCAAGGAUCCCUUCGACGGUCCCAACUACCGUUCGGCAGCAGUCAUCCACGAGGCAGUACUGUGCACCAUACUCUGCAAGCUAGUCACCUUUCUGUUCAGUCCGCUGCCCCCGCCCAUCGUCACAAAUCCACCGUUCAUCAAAAAUGGCGGCUCGGUUUCGGAACAAUCCGUCAGCACCACCUCACCACUGGUCACAGGUUCCGGCACCGUUACGCAUCACUAUAUUUCCCGACCUUCCUCGCGACCCUCAUCCCGUUCGUCGUCACCGGCUAAGUCUGUUACGAUGCUGCAGGAAAACAAUAUUAUUAUCAAAACCAGCAAAAUUGACUAGUGGACCGUGAACAUCAGCGCCCCGGGCCGUUAUCAUCAUCAUCAUCCUCAUCAUCACACAAACACACGAGCGGAUUGUCGUGCACUAUAGGGCAAACCGUCAUUUUUUCCACCCUGGGGAAAGUAUGCCUGAGAUAGGUUCUGAGGUUGUUUUAAGUAUUUCAGACCGUUUGGCGGAUACUUUAUCGGUUCUAAUUUAAAUUUCCAAAAAAUGAAAAUUCUCAUUCGGAUUAGACUGGCCUGUUGGCGAUGUAGGAUAUCAUAUAGGAAACUAACAUACACAUUUACAUCAAAAAGCUUAGAAUUGACACAUACAAACAGUAAUAUUUAACAACAUAAACCAUAGAUUAAGUAUGAAUGAAGCUAAGUGGUGAUUCGUUGAUUACCUUUUUAACACUGAAGCAAACAAGAAUUCACGUAGUACAUUUCGACAUUUCAUACU